UAUUUGAAACCCCAAUAGUUCCAUUCGAUGGUCUAUCGAGCCAUUAACAUCGCCAAGUCUUUAUAUACGCAUUUUUGGCACUCUACCCCCAAAAAACUCAUUAUGCAAGACUUGCUCAAACCCCCUGCCCAUGUGCAGCUAAUGAAACAACUAGAUAGGGCUGCUUUUGCCAAAACCAUUGAAGUCCCACUGCUCAAAGCGCGCAACAUCAAGCUAUCCUCUGUUAUACCCAUCGUGAAGCCGUUUCUAUUGAAGCUGAGGAAGUUCAAAUCAAUCCGCCCUAGCGAAAGUGGUGAAGUGCGCAUUUAUUUGAACCCACUACUUGUGGGAAGUUGGGGAGAUUUUCCCAAUGAAACUAGAGCGAGCUUGGAAACCCUGAGUUUGAACCACAGCAACUUCACGGUGGAGAGUUUCACCUUGCAAUACGAGCAUUAUAGUGUAGAAGCGAUCCUGCAGGCAGUUUUGCCUAAAGAGCAGGAAGGCUGUUCGAGUUUCACCACUGUAGGCCAUAUAGUGCAUGUGAAUUUACGUGAGCAUUUGAUGCCGUACAAGGACAUUAUAGGGGAGGUUCUGUACGACAAUGUCCCAAACUGCAAAUCAGUGGUGAACAAAACCAACAUGAUUGACAACACUUACCGCAAUUUCCAAAUGGAAAUUCUUAAAGGCGACAGCAAUAUGCAGACGGAAGUGAAGGCAAAUAAUUGCCGAUUUCAGUUCGAUUUUGCUUCAGUUUAUUGGAACUCCCGACUGGGCACUGAGCAUGAAAGAAUCGUGAAGGCGCUCAAGCCCCAUAGUGUGCUUUUCGAUGUUUUUGCCGGCGUGGGGCCGUUUUCUAUCCCAGCAGCCAAGAAAAAGUGCACAGUAUUUGCCAACGAUUUGAACCCCCAGUCCUUCAAGUGGCUGGUACAUAACAAGAAGCUCAAUAAAAUACCCGAGGAUUUAUUCAACGAGUACAACAUGGAUGGGCGGGACUUUAUAAAGACGGUGUUUAAAGAAAACUUUCCACGGUUUAGUGGAAAACACCCAGUCUAUGUUACAAUGAACCUUCCCGCCUUGGCUGUGGAGUUUCUUGAGGCGUUUGUAGGCCUUUAUAGCUUAGAGGAGGAGACGCAGGAAUUUGAGCCUGUGACUCUGUACGUGUAUUGCUUCGCCAAGGGCGAAGAUCCUGAAAAAAUCACCAGGAACUUGAUAGAAAGUUGCUUGAGAGUGAAAAACGUCGGUAUCCAAACGAAAAUCACUGAGCUCUUCAAAGUGAGAACAGUGAGCUCGAUGAAAGAAAUGAUGAGAGUGACUUUGAGCCUGGAUAGAGAUAUUUUAACGGGGGUGGCUGAGAGCAAAAGGAAAUUGCAAGAUGAGCUGGGCAUUAAAGAGGAUGUUAAGCGGCUCUGUCGAUCUGGUAAACAUGGGGAAGAACAAGAAGAAGCUGAACAGCGUCUUCAAAGUGGCGGGAGCCAAGAGUUUAAAAAUGAAGGCCAAAGCCAAGCCAGUAAAGAGUGAAUUGAAGAAUAUAAAAUUGAAAACCAAAGAAAAAGUGCUGGAAAUCGACAAGGCGCUGGACGGAUUACGGGGAACAUUCAUCACAACAUCCACAGAAAUAAAGCAGACAAAUAAGCCAAAGACCACGCCAUUACCGAUUGUGAAAGUUGAUGAAAAUGUUGAAAAUAACAGAAUAGAGGCGACAGAAAAAUUGGAAACCAUGCAACUGUAAUACACAGUGGUUGCGCAAAAUAUACAUUUUUAUAUGGUU
Dendroctonus ponderosae (mountain pine beetle) is the source of this 1747-nucleotide messenger RNA. Its product is annotated as tRNA (guanine(37)-N1)-methyltransferase. Bases 28 to 1497 code for a protein of 489 amino acids. Gene Ontology annotation, cellular component: cytoplasm; mitochondrial matrix. Gene Ontology annotation, biological process: mitochondrial tRNA methylation; tRNA N1-guanine methylation. The transcript has 4 exons. Lineage: Eukaryota; Metazoa; Arthropoda; Insecta; Coleoptera; Curculionidae. The record is from RefSeq and is a predicted model, not a curated record.